AACCUUCAAUCUCUGUUCUCUCGCACACACAGGUAACUCCUAAUUUCUGAAGAAGGAAUAUGCAAGCAAGUCAUAGGUUUAACAUCAAUUCCCAACUUGAGCAUCUCCAAGCUAAAUAUGUUGGAACUGGGCAUGCUGAUUUGAACAGAUUUGAAUGGGCGGUGAAUAUUCAGCGUGAUAGUUAUGCUUCAUAUAUUGGGCACUACCCUUUGCUUGCAUACUUUGCUAUUGUUGAAAAUGAAUCCAUUGGAAGAGAACGCUACACCUUUAUGCAGGUUAUGCUUUGAGAUCUUUUUCUUUUUAUUUUUUCUAUUUCAGUCACCUUAUUAAUUGCAAGAUUCAAUUAUUAUUAUUUUGCCAUUCCUUUUUAUAUAUAGAUUGUAGAUUAUAGUAUGCUUGUGUUCCUGUAUCUGCAAUUUGGCUUAUUAAAUCUAUUGUCUUAUUUGAUGAUCAAGUUCUUAUUUCUUGAUGUAUGCAUGAGUGUUGUUUUAGUCAGAUAUGUCGAGGCCAGACAGGUUUUGAAUAGGGCUCAUGAGAAGUUAUAGUUGUUACUGCUAUAUACAUUUUGUUCUGAUGGGUAUGAAGAAUAUCAUACUACUUAAUUCUUAUUUUGGUAAAAUAUUAUCUAUUCUUGCUUUUUCAUGGGAGU
Messenger RNA from Arachis ipaensis, 649 nucleotides. NCBI's taxonomy places the organism in Eukaryota, Viridiplantae, Streptophyta, Magnoliopsida, Fabales, Fabaceae. The record is from RefSeq and is a predicted model, not a curated record.